AUGCUUGACACCGUUGUGCGUUACACUAUAUUGAUUUUAAUGUCAGCUGGUGCUGAUGCUGAUAUCCCUGAUAAAAGUGGUGUUACUCCUCUCCAUCUGGCUGCUGAAAUUGGCAACAGUCAAAUCUGUAUUCGUUUGCUUGAAGAGGGUAGGGCUCAGGUUAACGCAUGUGACCAGUACGGAGCAACUCCCCUCCAGUACGUUGCUUAUCAGGGUCAUAAAAAUAUAGCAAAAAUUCUUUUCUCCCACGGCGGUUUUUCAGGCGAUUGUGUCGCAAAACAAAACAGAAUGUCAUUUGUCAAGCACGACAGUGCAUCAUCUGAAAGAGAACUGCAACCACUAGCACACGUCCAUAGAGACAUAAGCGGCAUAACUUCAAGCAAUGGUGAACACUUUGACACUAAAAAAGAAGAAUUUGCAAAAUUAGAGCAUCUUGAGAAUGUGGAGCCUGCUGAAAGCGAAGGGAGUAAAGAACUGCUUUUGAGUGAAGAGGCAUCUCUCAGUUUGAUGCUUCUUCAAUUAAGUGGAACAGAAGUUUUAGGGUGCGUAAAGCGAAUCGCAGAAGUCGAAAGAAUCGAACAAGACAUCGGUCGUUAUAUCGAAGUUGCUCUGCAAGGCAUGAUACAAGCAGAACCGAGGUUUAGUUACUCCCUGCUAAAAUCUGGAAGCACUUCGGAAAAAACCAAAGUUGGUGAGCCUGAUGAGAUUGACUACGAUUGUUCCCCCUCAAGAAGGCUGUUCCCUAUAUCACGUCAUUCCAAAAGUUUCUCCGUUUCUACAAAAUAA
Molecule: messenger RNA, 786 nt
Organism: Porites evermanni
Lineage: Eukaryota; Metazoa; Cnidaria; Anthozoa; Scleractinia; Poritidae
Source: the annotation of a GenBank genome assembly